AUGGGCAGCGACUUUGGAGAGUUCGUGACACGACGCGAUGCUGCGUUGCCGAGCAUGCGCGGUCGCUCGCUGCGGCGAUUCGUGCUCGCCUACCUGUCGUUUGGCGCGGUGGCCGGCAUCGGCUGGGACGUGUUCCCGCUGGUGCGCUACGGCGUCUGCAGCGAGGGGCUGCCCUUCUACAUGGCGCUGCCCUACAGCGUCGACCAGCCACUUGCCUUCGCCGCCACGUGGCUCUUCUGUUUCUGCAUAACAAUGCACGUUGCCGUGAUCACCAUGGUAUUCGACUCCUACAACGUCAGCCUCUUGGCUCAGCUGCGCCAGCAGCUGAGUGUGCUGUCCGGCAACAUCCGUGCUCUGGCGGACGAGGGAGGUCGCGAGUUGUUGUCUGUCGCGUACUCCAGACAGACCAUGAAGUCGCCAACACAUGUCAAAAGCAAUCAUUUACGUCAUCGUCUGCGGAGCAUCAUUCGCCACCACCAAGCUAUCAUCAGGAACGUUGAGUCGCUGGAGGAGUGCUUGGGAAGCAUGCUGUUAGGGCAAAGCCUGUCCAUCGGGGCCUCCAUCUGCUUCCAGCUGUUCCAGGUUGCCACGAGUGCUGAAAGCCUGGCAGAGGCCGGCAAGUUCGGCUGCUACCUGUCCGUCAUGCUGGCUCAGCUCUUCGUCUACUGCUGGUUCGGAGACGACCUCAUCACAGAGGUUUUAAAUGUGUCUUACUCAUUCUUUGCCAUUCUUCGGAAUUUCAAGGAAGAAUAG
This is a messenger RNA of Schistocerca americana (American grasshopper), 753 nucleotides long. RefSeq names its product putative odorant receptor 92a. Gene Ontology annotation, biological process: sensory perception of smell; detection of chemical stimulus involved in sensory perception of smell. NCBI's taxonomy places the organism in Eukaryota, Metazoa, Arthropoda, Insecta, Orthoptera, Acrididae. The transcript has 4 exons. Gene Ontology annotation, molecular function: olfactory receptor activity; odorant binding. Gene Ontology annotation, cellular component: plasma membrane. The record is from RefSeq and is a predicted model, not a curated record. The coding region runs from base 1 to 753 and encodes 250 amino acids.